Ziziphus jujuba (common jujube) is the source of this 2346-nucleotide messenger RNA. RefSeq lists its product as uncharacterized. NCBI's taxonomy places the organism in Eukaryota, Viridiplantae, Streptophyta, Magnoliopsida, Rosales, Rhamnaceae. The transcript is spliced from 12 exons. Gene Ontology annotation, molecular function: GTP binding. The record is from RefSeq and is a predicted model, not a curated record. Gene Ontology annotation, cellular component: chloroplast. Bases 135 to 2117 code for a protein of 660 amino acids.
AUGGAAAAUCUAAAACCCCAAAAUGUUCGAACGGAUAAGCCUCUCUUCCCACUGUGUUCCAUUUCAGUCUCCACAUAACCGCCAUACCUUCCCAAAAAGUGUUGAGAAGCAGAGAGCUCUCUCUCUCACUGACAAUGGCUGCUGCUCUACAGUUGUUGUGCUACGGCUCAACAAAAAUUGCAACUCCACCACCCACUACUUCUUCAUCUCCUUCUUCCACUCUCUUUCCUCCAUUUCUUACAACUUCUUCCUUCUCUUUCUCCAGACCCUCCCUUCUUCUACCGCUUCGUACAUCUCUCCCGGUUCUUCUUCCCCGCGUUUCUCGUUCAAUGGCCAAUGAAUUCAGCGACGAUGGAUGCCAAGAAGAAGAAGAAGAGGAUGAGGAAUUGGAAGAGGGAGAAGAUGUUGAUGUUUCUAAUGAUGAGAGUUACUCGAUGUUCGAUGUGGAUGCUCUGGAAGAAGAAGCUCAGGACGCUGUUCGAGAAUUCUCUUCCUCCUUGUCACACCAACUCAGACUCGAAGAUGAGAAAAUUAACCAAAAGGAAAUUGGUCGAAAGCAGAAGAGGCAGAAAAAUACAACUAAAAAUCAGGUCCCUGACUAUCUUCUUCCGAAAGUUGCCAUAGUUGGAAGGCCUAAUGUUGGAAAAUCAGCACUAUUUAAUCGUCUUGUGGGGGGAAACAAGGCAAUUGUUGUUGAUGAACCUGGGGUAACAAGGGAUCGCUUGUAUGGUAGAUCCUUUUGGGGCGACUAUGAAUUCAUGGUUGUAGACACUGGUGGAGUUCUUACACUUUCAAAAUCACAAGCUAAUGUUAUGGAAGAAUUGGCUAUUACAACAACCAUUGGUAUGGAUGGAAUUCCACUCGCCUCCAGGGAGGCAGCUAUUGCCAGGAUGCCCUCGAUGAUUGAAAGACAAGCUGCUGCUGCUAUAGAAGAAUCAUCUGUCAUUGUAUUGGUAGUUGAUGGCCAGGCAGGACUAACAGCAGCUGAUGAGGAGAUUGCAGACUGGCUACGUAAGAACUACUCCAACAAGUGUAUCGUCCUUGCAGUUAAUAAAUGUGAAUCUCCACGUAAAGGAAUACUACAAGCGACAGAAUUUUGGGCCUUAGGGUUUUCACCACUUCCUAUAUCUGCUUUAUCUGGGACUGGUACUGGAGAACUCCUUGAUCUUGUUUGUUCAGGACUGAAAAAGAUUGAGAGCCAUGAGAAUUUUGAUGAAGAAGAUUAUGUUCCUGCAAUAUCAAUUGUUGGGCGACCAAAUGUUGGUAAAAGUAGCAUUUUGAAUGCAUUGGUUGGAGAAGACAGGACAAUUGUUAGCCCGGUCAGUGGUACUACCCGUGAUGCUAUCGAUACUGACUUUACUGGACCAGAUGGCCAGAAGUUCCGGCUUAUUGAUACUGCUGGAAUUAGGAGAAGAGCAGCUGUUGCUUCUUCAGGUAGUAUGACAGAGGCUUUGUCAGUAAAUCGAGCAUUUCGUGCUAUACGUCGUUCUGAUGUUGUAGCUCUUGUUAUUGAGGCCAUGGCUUGUAUCACAGAACAGGAUUUCAAGAUUGCUGAAAGGAUAGAAAGAGAAGGGAAAGGUUGCCUGAUAGUUGUAAAUAAAUGGGAUACAAUACCAAACAAAAACCAGCAGACUGCAACAUACUACGAGCAAGAUGUUAGAGAGAAGCUUCGUAUACUUGAUUGGGCCCCUAUUGUAUAUUCAACUGCAAUAGCUGGUCAUAGCGUUGAGAAAAUAAUUGUUGCUGCUAGUGAGGUUGAAAAGGAGAGAUCAAGAAGGCUAGGUACGUCCAUAUUAAAUCAAGUGGUGCGAGAAGCAGUGGCUUUUAAAUCACCUCCAAGGACCCGUGGUGGAAAACGGGGCCGUGUUUAUUACUGCACUCAGGCUGCUAUAAGGCCACCUACAUUUGUGUUCUUUGUUAAUGAUGCAAAACUCUUUCCUGAGACUUAUCGGCGUUAUAUGGAGAAGCAACUGCGAAAAGAUGCAGGGUUUUCAGGUACUCCAAUCCGGCUUCUGUGGCGCAGCAGGAGAAAAAUGGAAAAAGAAGAAGGUAAAUCUGUACCAAGGACACAAGCAAAUCUCGUGCUACGUAGCAAGGAACUGGCAUCAAGUAAAUGAGAAUAUGAAAUAUACAAAACCUGUUCAUGAUAUGAAACCAACCUGGGUCUAAUUCCUUUCGUCAACUGAAGAGCGUUGUUUAAUGUUGGAUCAUCUUUCUUAAUACUGACUUUUUGUGUCCCUGAUGUAACAGUCUGAGCAUAUUUUUAUCAUAAUGCUAGGUGAUCAUCUUAUUGUUAAUACAAAUUUCCAGUUGUUACCAGCCUCAUCAUUUUCUUUUUCUUGGUAA